Molecule: messenger RNA, 3757 nt
Organism: Ahaetulla prasina
Lineage: Eukaryota; Metazoa; Chordata; Lepidosauria; Squamata; Colubridae
Gene: THAP8
Product: THAP domain containing 8
Exons: 4
Coding region: 845-2278 (477 amino acids)
Source: RefSeq, a predicted model, not a curated record
AGACCCCCCCUCUCUUCCUUGGCCUGACCCCCCCCCACGCCCCCCACCCCCAGGCGGGCUUCCCUCGCCCCCCAGAUUCCCCGGACUACAACUCCCAGGGGGAGUGGAGGGAUGGGCUUUGUAGUCCGGCCCAGCUGGGGAGGGGGCGUGGGACUGUGGGGGCAGCGGGAGGGUCUCGGCCUUUCCCUUGUUGUGCUUUCGGGGGAGGUUGUGUGGAGGGGCCAGGAAACCUCUUCUCAAGGAGGGGGGGCAAGGGACCCCCUUCCUAGGAGGGAUAAAGAGACCCCCUCCUCCCUAGCAUUGGGCAAGGAGACCCCUCUGGAUGGCCUUUUGUGGUCCCAGAAGCGCUCUUAAUGGGGAAGGGGCGAACAGACCUUUGGGAGUCUGUGGCUGUUGCUUCUUAUGGGAAAGAGGGGUUAUCUAAGCAAGAGCCUCCUCCACAUUUUACCCACCUGGAAAGGGAGAAGGGGGUCUCUAGGACUGAAUGGGGACCUGAAUCUGGGGCUUCUGGGCAGCCCCAUUAAUAAGUGUGUGGUGGUUGAAGUACCAGCCUAGAAAACGGGAGACAGUGAAUUCUAGUUCCGCCUUUGGCACAAAAGUCGGCUGGGUGACUUUGGACUAGCUUACCCUACCUCACAGGGUUGUCGCAGUGGUGAAAAUAGGAGGAGGAAGUUGUGCUUGAUACCUUCUCCGUCUUGAGCUAUUUGUAAAAAAUAAUAAAGGCAACAUACAAAGAAAUAAAGUCCAGGUUGCCUGGAUCCACACUGACUGGGGCUUUUCAGAAAUGGGGGAAACAUCUGGCAGAUUUUCUAAAAGUAACAGUUGACUUCUCCUGACUUCGUGGAUGUGUCAUCGUGGACCUCUGGACAAAAAGGAGAAGCGGUUUCCCUUACACAGCCCUGAGCGUCUCCGGCAAUGGCUUUCCCAAAUGAACCAAGAAAAGUGGAUCCCCACCAAACACCAACACUUGUGCAGUGAUCAUUUUGCCCCCUCCUGCUUUGAGUACCGGUGGGGAGUUCGCUACCUGAAACCCGAUGCUGUUCCCACCAUCUUCCAGACGUCGGACAGCCCACUGAAGAGGGAGGCUCCUGCCAGACCGGCUCCAAACACACCUGCCAAGAAGCUCAUUCUCGAGUGUGAUGGAGUCGGGGCCACCCCCGCGGCACAAACCCCGACCUGCCAGAAGCCCGACACCAUGGAGACCCUCACCAUAGCCAUAGACCCCAGCGUGGCCGCCACCCCGGUCUACGUGGAGACUCCAUCUUCGGCCCCCAACAUGGGCUUCCAGACCCUCUCGGGACCCCUGGUCGGGACGGUGAACCUCCUUCCUCUGGUCCAAAUCGUGGAGCCCCUCAAAGCCGUGACCCUGGCGGUGGCUUCCCCCACGCCAGCCGUGGCAGGCCAGGUUUUGCAGGAGCCCCUGGAGCAGCAGGUGGUGGAUUUUGUGGCCUCGCUGCCCCCGGCCACGCUGGGAGCCUUGCCCAGCUCUUCCGUAGGGCUGGCCGGGCAGCUUUGCACCGAAGUGGCCUUGCCUUGUGAAGUGGUGGCUGCGGGCGAUCAGACUUCGAUCCGGGCCCUGAUGGCUGAACCGGCAGCGAUGGCUGAGCAGGGGGCCCUGGUGAUCGAGAACGUCUCCAUUGAGCCUUUCCUGGAAGGAGGCCCUUCCGUGGCCGUCCCGGUCCUGCAAGAGACCACCAGCACCACCACCGAGAUGGUGGCCUAUUUUGAGACCAUUCCCACGGCUCCCGUCACCGCCGCGGCCUCUUCCGGGCUGACGCCCCCCGAGACGGUGUUGUCCUCGGCCCUCAGCCUGCCCAUCGUCUCCACCCUGCCCAUCGUCUCCAACCAGGUGCCCCCGGAGGCCGCCCUCUCGGCCGAGGACGUGAAGCUGGAGGAGGGCAGUUCUUCCGCCGACUCUUCGGAGGAGCCCCUGGAGGAACACCGCUACCACCGGAACGAGGGGACGACGGCCGAGCUGGUGGAGGUGGUGAUGGGGCUCCAGAAGAAGGUGAAGGUGCUCCAGCAGAGGCACCGGCGGCACUGCGCCAAGCUGGAGGCCAUGGAGGGCAUGGUGGAGCAGCUCUGGAAGGAGAACCUGGUGUCGGAGGAGAAGCUGAAGGUUCUGGAGAUGGCCUGCCUGCAGUCCAGCACCUUCGUGCCAGAGGCCGGUGGCGCAGUGGCCAUCAUCUGCCAGGACAGAGACCAAGCCUUGGUCUACGCCAUGCCUCAGCUCCCCAGUGAAGGCAGCGAGACCAUCCUCCAGCUGGAAGAACAGUGAGCCAGGACUGAAUGGAGGGAGGGGGGGGCAGCUGAGAACAGGCCUUUCUGAAUCUGGUUGCCCCCUCAGCCCUCCCGAGGAAGUGGCCAGAGCCUGCCCCACCCCCACCCCAGAGCCCCCAAGAAUGCCGGCCCAGCUCAGCCAAACCUCAGCUGCCUCUCCGUGGCCUUAUUCCUUCAGCACCUUAUCUUGUGAUUUCUCUCUGGGGGUAUUUGAGAUGAUUAUAUAUAAUGCACUUUCAGCCCUAAUCCUCCUCGGGGCUCGGAGGCUGCUAAUUUGCCUCAGCCCCAAUCCGGCUGGCGUGGCCCAGGCCCAGGGUGAUGGGGAUUGUAGUGGAAAAGGGAAGACUUCAACCGCCGUUCCUCCUCCCCUGCUUGUAAUUCUCGUCAGCGUCACCGGAUUAGCGGCCAACGAGUGCCCCCUAUGUUUUCAUCUCCUAGAAUUUUGCUGUCUGUUGGUGGUUUUUUGUUUCGAAGGGUUCGGAUUGUCCUUCCUGGAGGGGCUGCUGCUGGCCUCUCCAUUUUUCCUCACUGAUUCCAGUUAUACGGGAGAGAUGGUUCCGUGCUGUUGAUCCCAAUGGAGCCUCUCAUGCAGAGCUUGCAGUCCGAUGGGUUAUCAUGAGGAUGAUGAUGGUUAGGGGGUUGAAUGGAAGGGGAGGGCAGGAAGAACAUGUAGGAAACACGGUAAGGAAAGAGAAGAAGGUCUUAAACUCCCAUGAACAACCAAAAAGGGAAGUGUGGAAAAGAUUGAGAUACAGCAACAAUCAACAAUAGGCCUUGUGCAUUUGGAAAUGUGCCUGUGUUUUGCAAGCCCAAAACCAGCUGCAGUUGUCCACGUCUGCCUUCUUUAACCUGGCACUCUUUAAGAGUAAAUCCCAGAAUUCCCCAGCGAUACAAGAUGGAGUUUUCUGUGAAUUGUAGUUCAAAGCACUUGAUGGAGAAACCAUCAAGAUGAAUGCGAAUCUCUUUGUCAGCAAAAUUAAGAACAUGUCACUGUCAAUUCGAAGAACCUCUUGAAUUUCUUUCUGCUUUUCCUCGUCGCCAAUUCCUGUAAUUGUCUUGAAGCCCAAAAGGUCUUCCCAACUAAUUGCCAAAUAAGAUCCUGAAUGAGUUUUGAUCAUAAAUCCUUUCAUUGGUGAAAUCUUCAUUUAAAACACACACACACACACACACACUUCAGUGGUUUCUGUGUACCUAAGCAUUGGAGGACAGAUUUCAUCGAAGGUUUUAAACAUGCAUGCCCAUCUUCCCCAGUCUGGCGCCUUUCAGAUAUGUGGGGCCUAAGAUUCCCAGCCAGGGUAGCCAAAGGAACUCCGGGAGUUGUAGUCCACCCCAUAAUGGAGGCUGCCAGCUCGGGGAAGGCCAGGGUAAAUCCUGAGAGAAUUGAGCAGGGAUGAUCUCUUUGCAUGUGCUGUGUGUUUAUACAGUUCUGUAACUUAAAUGAAUAAAGGGAAUCUGUCAGAAAAUAUUUUGGUUGGCU